CGUAAAAGUCCCAGUUCCAAUUCAAACCCAUUCCCAAGAAAUCCGUACCCAAAACGUGCAACCAGCUUAUGGUUCCGGAAUUGCCACCCAAGUAUCUGGAUCUCAAGGUUUUGCCGCCCAUGGUGCUCAACAAGGUUUCUCCGCCCAAGGACCUCAAACUUUUGGUAACAGCGGUGCUUCCUAUGUCUCUUCAAAUAUUGGAUCUGUUCAAGGAGAUUUCAACAUUGGUUCCCAAGGAGAUUACAACUUUGGUUCCCAGGGAGAUUUCAACAUUGGCUCCCAAGGUGAUUUCAAUACUGGCUCCCAGGGUGAUUUCAACACUGGCUCCCAAGGUGAUUUCAAUAUUGAUACCAGUGAUUCAUACGGUUCUUCUGGAUUCUCAUCCACUGGAUUCUCCGGAUCAAGCAAUGGCCUAA
Messenger RNA from Nicrophorus vespilloides, 416 nucleotides. RefSeq lists its product as uncharacterized. Lineage: Eukaryota; Metazoa; Arthropoda; Insecta; Coleoptera; Silphidae. The record is from RefSeq and is a predicted model, not a curated record. Bases 69 to 416 code for a protein of 115 amino acids. The transcript has a single exon.